GCCGCCGCCUACCCCCGGCCUCUGCCGCGUCCCGCCGCACGCAGCUUUCUCCCGGCCGCCGCGGCGGCGUCCCGGCCUCGCAGCGUCCCGCCAGCCAUUUUUUCAGGAGACACAGUAUUGGAGAAGACAGAAAAAUCAGAACAGAAACUGGAGCUAUUCACAGUGACAGUAUUCUCACCUGAAGAGAGAUGGCAGAAAUCAAUUCUCCUGUAAAUAUCAAGGAAAAGAUCAAUGCAAUCCGAUCAAUUGUUCCGAACAAAAGCAAUAAUGAGAUAGUUCUGGUGUUGCAGCAGUUUGAUAACAAUGUAGACAAGGCUGUUCAAGCUUUCAUGGAUGGCAGUGCAACUCAAGUUCUAAAGGAAUGGAAUAUGACAGGGAAAAAGAAGAACAACAGGAAAAAAAGAAGCAAAUCUAAACAGCACCAAGGCAGUAAAGAUCCUAAAAACAAGAAUGGUGGACCUGAGAAGGCAUCUGAAGAGCCCCAGGGAAAGUAUGACUGCCGUCUUAAUGGAUGCUCUAAGGACAUCUCUUGCAGUGGUUCUGCCAGUCGGAAACUGGAAGCCAGUUCUCUUAAGAACAAGGGCUCAGGAUUUGCAGAGUCAGCACUGGUCUGUCCAGAAGUCACAGACAAAGAACAAGAACACCAGAAAGGAUCUGUGGAAUUAAGCCCAAAGCCCAAAGACCAUGGGGUAGAACCGCAUGAGUCUCUCCAGUCAUCAGUUCAACUCCAGUGUAACCUAGGCAAGCCAAAGUCAAAAUCUUCCUCAGUUAAAUCACCCAACACUACGACUCAACCUGAAACAAAGACAGAUGAUUCAGUCAAAAAAAGAGGGCCAAACAUUGAAAAAUCAGUAAAAGACUUGCAGCGUUGCACUGUUUCUCUAAGCAGGUAUCGUAUGAUGAUCAAAGAGGAAGUGGAUAAUUCAGUGAAGAAGAUCAAAGCUGCUUUUGCUGAAUUACACAGCUGCAUUGUAGACAAAGAAGUGUCAUUAAUGGCAGAAAUUGAUAAAGUUAAAGAAGAAGCCAUGGAAAUCCUGACUGCUCGGCAGAAGAAAGCUGAGGAGCUGAAGAGACUGACAGACCUGGCCAGUCAGAUGGCUGAAGCACAACUGUCUGAACUCAGGGCUGAAAUUAAGCAUUUUGUGAGUGAACGGAAGUAUGAUGAAGAGCUGGGCAGGUCUGCUCGAUUCUCCUGUGAUACAGAACAGCUGAAGACCCAAAUUCAGCUCUGUGGAGAAAUAUCUCACCCAAAGAACAACUAUUCCUCAAGAACACCAUGUAGUUCAGUGUUGUCUUCGAUGACCUCACACGGAACGAUUGGCAAGCAAAGUACGCACAGCCGAAAGCCUUCUGGUAAUGCCAGGAACUCUGAUAACACCAAAGCCCAAAGUCAUCAUUCUUCCAACGCUGCAGAGCCGUCUUCCCAAGGAGCUGUGACAAAUAAGCAGAAUGGGCCUUCUAGCCAGAGACGAAGAUUCAACCCACAGCACCAAAAUGUCCGGCUCAAUGGAUCUCUUAAGUCACAAAGUGCCAGUAACGAGGCAGAUCAAAACACUACAAAGAGUGGUACCAGGUCUGAACACAGAAGACAGCAGCAUAACAACUUCAGAUCUAAAAAUAAAGGAGCUGUGAAAAAUCAAGAGCAGUCCACAGCAACAAGGACCACAGAGAACGUGCCGCACUCAGAAAAGAGCAGACGGAAGCAUCCCCCAGCAGACGUGGCAGAUCACAGGCCUUUCCAAGGCAGCGUUGGCAGGGUGUCACAGUGCAAUUUAUGCCCUGCAAGGAUGGAGGUCUCUGCUGAUGCCACUGUUCUUUCAGUGCCCGCUGUGACUUUGGUGGCUUAAAAUGUCACGGCGAUGGCAGACAGAGGAAUUUAAUCUCUUCAUUUUAGUUUCUUGCUCAAGAUGCUUGUCGAGGAAGAAAAUAAGUCAGAAGAUAGUCAUUUUAAAGCUGUUGCUGCUUACAACUCGUUGGUAUCUUUGCUACUUACUAAUUAUCCAAAUGAAUUCAUACCUUCACAGCUUUGCCCACUCUGUUCACAGUUGGUUUGUCAUGACAGUAUAGAAUCUUACCAAAGCAGCAUUUGCUUCUUAGAAAAAUGAAAUCUAGAUUGGAAAAAUAGAUGGAAGUUCAUAAUAGCAAAAACCUGUUGUAGAUACGUGGUUAAUACCAGUCAACAUUAUUGGUUUGGGGUUUGUUUUUUUCUUUUUUUAGAGCAGCCUGUGUUAGAAGGAUCCCAAGAAGCCUGUAUGCUCUGGUCUGCAAUGACAUCAGAUAACCUCAUGGAAUUUUGCAGCACAUCUCUCUCCCCCUCUUUGUGUGUGUGUAUACAUGUACGUGCAUGCACACUGUAUACACAGAGAGUAUACUCCAUUGAAAAAAAGCAGUACAGUUGAUUUUAGCUUCUUGUUCCAUAAUCUGAGACCUUGUAUAAAUUGUAUUAAAUGUAUUACAUAUUGGUAUUUUUCAUUGACAAACUAUUUUUAUGAGGCUGAAGAAAAACAUUUGUUUCUUAAGUUGGGAGUAUGUAUGGUCAUGGCCACUCAGAUGCACAGUCCUAGUCUCCAUCUUCAUCAGGCACUUUUCUAUGACUAGUUGGAUUUAUUUUUUUGUAUAUGAAAAGUUUGCAGGUGUUCUAGACUUGAAUCCAAAUUAUUUUUCUAUAUUUUUGCUGUAGGAACCAUCUGUCCAUUAUGAGAGCUAUGACUAAGAAAUGUGUCACAGCAACAGACAGCAGAAUGUGGAGGUCCAUAUUUGAGCAUAUACAUCCUUUCCAGUUUUCUAUUAAAAGUCUUUAUGUUCUGAUUCUGUAUUUCAGAAAACUCUGUUUCUUCCAAAGAAUUAAAAUCUUU
Dryobates pubescens (Downy woodpecker) is the source of this 2855-nucleotide messenger RNA. RefSeq names its product spermatogenesis associated serine rich 2 like (gene SPATS2L). Gene Ontology annotation, molecular function: protein binding. The transcript is spliced from 13 exons. Gene Ontology annotation, cellular component: cytoplasm. The record is from RefSeq and is a predicted model, not a curated record. Lineage: Eukaryota; Metazoa; Chordata; Aves; Piciformes; Picidae. Bases 189 to 1847 code for a protein of 552 amino acids.